Ectocarpus sp. CCAP 1310/34 is the source of this 5620-nucleotide messenger RNA. The record is from the annotation of a GenBank genome assembly. NCBI's taxonomy places the organism in Eukaryota, Phaeophyceae, Ectocarpales, Ectocarpaceae.
AUGGGCUACACCAGGCCGUGGUGCGAAGAGAGUAGCGCGGAGGUGGAGCAGGCGGCUGUGCAGCUCGUGUCCAGUCUGCCAGAGGAAACAUUGUGCAAAGUUCUAGCCAAUCGUGAGGCGACCACCACCCUUCUAGGCUAUGCCGCCGAGCACCCCAAUGCAGCCCUGAGGGCGUUCUCUAUAUCAAGGCUAGCAUCGGUGUGUAUCAGGUGCUGGUCUUUCCUCGACCGUCGCGCGUUCGUGAAUGGGGGCUUCGAGGAAGGGGGAGACGCCCAGCGAUACAAGCAGCGGAUUCGCGAUUGGAUUCACGACUUCUUCUCGGGCCUCCCCAAGCUGUGCGACGACCCCAGCAACAUCGUCGCCGCCGCCGCCUUCUCGGCAAUCGAAGCACUGCUUCGGGAACACCCGUUGUGUGAAACGGCAGUGGACAAGGAAGUGCGGGGGUUCUGGGGUCUAGAGAGCGACGGGGAGGGGGGGGUGCAGGAAGGCCGAGGAAGCAGAGGAACCCCCGGUGGCAUGUUUGGCGGACACAAGCAGGCGUUUCCGCUGCAGCACAUUGGCGAGAUCGUCCUCCGCUCCGCGCUCCCUCGGAUCCGGCGACUGCUCCAUCGCCAGUCGCGGAUGGUGGUGGAUGGGGAGCCUCAAACGGCGGCCCCGGCCAUGAGAGCGUGCGCCUCUCUCAUGGUCGCAGCUCUUCGUCUUUCCACGAGCCCUUCGGGGAAGCCGAUCAAAAACUCCCUGCUGCAAAACCCUACCUCGGUGGACUUCCUCGGCGUCAAGAGGAGUGCUCUCAGCCGCGGUCCCAGCGGCAACGACGCUGACGCCGAAGGCUCAACGGGGAAGGAAGAGGAGGAGGACCUGGACGCCACCUUGCCUCCCAAGGAUCUUGCAGAGGAGUGGCUUCGCGCACGUCUGGGGGGCAUCCUGGAGGGGGGGAGGGGCGGAGACGCGCUGCUGGUGGAGACGGCGGCAUGGGCGACCCUGAGGGUGUUGCAGACGGUGGCGAUGGGGCCGUUGAGGGUGUCGGUCGCGCCGAGGGUCGCGGAGGCAUUUCUCAGGGUCCUCAUGGCUGGGAAGGUGUGUGCUCCGGUCGUGGUAUACAUGAUGCCACAGGCCGCCACACCGAAACACUUGUGGCCAUCGCUACACGCCGGGCACCAGGAGGUGGCCGCGGGCUCGGCGCUUGCCCUCCGACUGGCGUCCCCCUCCGCGACGGCGGCGCUCGCGCCGCACGUGCUAGCGGCCGCGGAGCGAGUGCCUCAGCCCAGGCAACGACUAGCCCUGCUGGCCGACGUGUUCUUCCUCCUGCUGGUUCGCCCGGGUAGGAACGGACGCUCCCCUUGCGACGGUGGCGGUAGCGGAAGCGGUAGCGGCGGCGGCGAGAGGAAUGAUGACCGGCAAGGAGGGGAAGGCGAAACCGGGAGCAGCCGGACAGGCGCACCGAGAGAGGGGGCGAAAAUGCUAGCUUCGGUGCUUGAUGAAGAGUGGUUCGGGCAGCUGGUAUCGGAUUCACCCGGCAGCAGCGAGAGGCGGCUGCUGUUCAGGGAGGAGGCUGUGGCGGUCCUUGUGACGACUUGCGCACAGGUUCUUGCAGCUGGAGUCGUGGCAGCUCUGUCUCCCGCGGCGGAGAAGGCUGCCGCCGUGGGCAUUGGCAACCUCGCACGAUCUUGCAACAGCAGAUGCCGGGCAACCGCAGCGCCGUCGGAUACAAGGGAAGGGCGCAAGAACGACGCUUCCGUUGGAAACGGGACCGCUAAUUUCGCUGCAAGUGUGUCGGCGGCGGCGGCAGCGAGGGCAGCGGCAGCGGCCAAGAAGGGGCGCUGGUCUGACCUGGAGACGUGGCUGGACUGCUCCUUAACGGCGCUCGAGGCUUUCACGCGGUGCGUCAACUGGAACUCGAAGACGGGGUACGUCGGCGGCCUCGCUUACGUGCGGCUCUUGUCUCUCGUCCUUCGGUUGCUGUGCCCGUUGAUGACCGCGCCGGCAGACGGCGGGGACGACAGGGAUUCCGCCAGCGCCGCCGGUAGAGUUUUGUUGGGGGGUCGAUCCUACGGUGGCGGCGGCGAAGGGGGGGUAGACGUGGGCGUAGCGCUUGACGACGACAGCACGGGCGGGGGAGGGCGGGGGAGGUUAGCGUGGGCGCGACAGAGGCUGGCUCACGUGGUGGACGACUUGAUGUGGAGGCUGCGGGAAGGGCUCCCCGGCAGGGACAUACGCCUACGUCUACUGCAGGCAACUUGCACCCAUGUGGGGCUAUCGGCAGUGGUCAGCGGAGAUGUCGGGGUGACCGAGGAUUCGGCGAACGAGCUGGUAUCUGUGCUCCAGGGUGAGCUGGGUGAGCUCGACGCGCAAGCCGGCUUCAGCACGCAGCCGCGUCCUGCUCGGGCGGCGACGAGUGGCGGCGAUGAGCCCGGCGACGGCGAUGACGGGAACAGGGGAGGAGACGCCCACGUCGGCCGCGGAGGAGGCUCCACCGGCUCGCCGGCGGCGGGCGGCGGCGGCGGCGGCGGCGGCGGCGCUGCAGCCCCUCAGGGACAGGGGGGUGAUGACGGAGGCGCAGGGCGAGAAGCAGGUGGCGGUGGGCAGUGGGAAUCGAUUUCGUCCAUCUCUGGGCGGACAGGGAGUUUGACGGAUGUCAUGGCGCACGAGCUCGUGAUUGGCUGCCUCGUGAGGCUGGCGCUGGUGACGGAGGGAGAGACCGCCCACGAGAUCAUGUCUGUGUUGGAACACCAGCGGGGCAGGGCGCGCGCGAGGGAGAGGCUGGGGCGCGGGGCCAUCGGGCCCAUGGAGGAGGUUGUCGCAAAGGGUAUCCGAGCUCUCCAGUUGCUCGUCUUCCCAGCUACAAGACCCAAGGUCGCAGAUGGUAGCCCGGAAGCGGUGCUGCUCAAGAGACUUGUGAGGACGAUGGACCUUGGAUGGCAUGCAGUCGUGCAACCCGACGAACGCGCUCUCACGGGCAGCAGUGCGGAGUUGUUCGACCACGAGGCGCAUGCCUUCCCCAACCUCCACCGCCGUCUUCGAAGGCUCCUUUGCGGAGGGAUCGGUGUCGAUACCGCGAAUACCGAUGAAAGACCUAGCACCGGCAGUGGCGAUUUUCCUGGAGACUUGGAGGCGGGAGCAGCGGCGGUGAUUACGCCGUUCGAAGCUCACGCCUGGGACGAAGAAGCACCGCAAGCUCAGCUGAACGGCGGAAGCGACCCUGUUGUCGUGACUGCCUCUCACGUAGUCUAUCACGGCGGUACCGGCGGCGGCGCUUGUGGCGCGACGGGGGGAGGGGGAAAGGCCGUCGGUCCCACGACGCAGGUGGCGCUCGCGUUCGCUGGUGUAGAUAGGGAUGCCACUUCGCCUGCCAUCAUUCCUGGGCUUGUCGGAAAGGUUGCGAGCCGUGGCGUGGCGCUUCGGGUUAGGGUCUUCAACGCGACAAACACCAGGCUACACGGGUUUUCCAUUCGGCUUAGCUUUGGACAGGGCGGGGAGGCGGCGGGAAUGGGAGAGGGUGGGCGGGUGGAAAGCGCCGUCCAGGAGGUACUGAUGCCGUCUGCAGCUCACACGCUAGAAGUACCGGUAACGCCACUGGACAUCCUGACAGACGUGAUCGUGCACGUCAGUGUCGCCUUCCCAGAUACGGAGCCUGAGUCGGAGUUUGAGUCAGAGGGCACCGCCGAGCUCCUUGGCGUUGAAAGUACGGAAAAGGGUAGAGGGGGCGAUAGCGGUGGCGGCGGCAGCAACGCGGUAUCGGGCUUUGGGCAAAACCAACAAAGCUUCGAUGGCGGUGCCGGUGACACAGGAGUAGACGGCGGCGGCAACGGUUCGGUAACCGUGAUCCUGCAAGCCGGGAGUUACCGCGUACCCGCGGAGGCAUUCUUGGGUCCUCCGGAGCGAGCCGCGGCCACUUGGGUCGGGUUUCAGAACGUUUGGUGCGGGUUGCCAUACGCGACGGCGAUUCCUGUGGAAUCUGCACGUCAUCUGCCGCGUGCGAGAACGGCGGCGGCAGGCCACGAAUACGCGGCGAUGUCUUUGCGGACGGCGAGCGGGGUACGGCUCGCAAUGAUGCCGGCAUCAAGUAGAGGAGGAGGCGGUAGAGGCUGUGAUGAUGCACGGGCGGCGGCAGCCGUGGAGUGCCCCGUCGGAAACACGGACUACGCGGUGUCGAGCGCGUGGGUGUUCCAGGCCUGGGACGGCACGCCAGUUCUGUGCGCCCUCACCGCGAUGAAGGCGCCCUUCUCCUUGCCCCACGCAACCGGCGGUGGGGGCAAGGGUAGAGGUGGGGGUGGGGGGCAACCCUCCUGGUACGGCCGCCUUGAGGUGCGUUGCGGCUCUCGCGCUUGCUUGGAAUUCGCCCAAUGCAGUCCUAAAAGACUGUCGACCUUCGUCACGAACGGAGUGCUUGCGCCCCCCGCCGCUGGCAACCAGCAGCAGCCACGUCCGUUCAAUAGGGAUUUUUUGCCGACAGCGCCUGCGGCAAAUGCGGUUUGUGGUGGCGGUGGGUUGAACGGGCCACACCCUGAUUGGUUCUCCCGAACGGACACGGUGGGCGUGCCGCCGCCACCCUGCCCCCUGGAGCAGAGGGCGGGAGUCUUCGCAACGGAUGCGGCUAAGUUUAAGCCGCUAGCGCGAGUGCUGAGAGACCAGCAACGCGUGGAUACCACGCAGCCGGCGACCGCGCAGCCAGUAAGGGCCUAGUCGCAGGCCAGAGGCGACGGUUUUUUUUCCAAUCGGGUCACGUUGGAGGCGGGGAUUCUACCCUCCAAUGGGUGUUCGCUUUACCGUUUUGAUAGCAACGUGUCAGGGGUUCUCGCUGCACUUGUUUUUGUUGAUAGAAAAGAGCGAGAAUUGUAAAAGGUAUCUGCUAUUCGAAUGGUUGGAACCCGAAAUUUUCAGUAAGGGCAUGCAUGGUGGUCGAGUCUGAGGUUGUUGGGAUGCGAAUGCAAUGAAAUGCUCAGCGGAAGAUGCGCCUUGACGGCCAGUAUCAUCGGGUGUCUUCGCUGAAACUUGAUCGUGGCACUUGUCCUUCCUGGAGUACCUUCAGUUCGCAGAUGAUGGGGCCAUUAUUCUUGAUAUUUUGCGCUUUAGUCUAGUUGUGUCUUGGGUCCCGGCUCAAGUGCCAAUGAAGUGUUGUAAUUUGCUUCUCCGCUUCCGUUUUAGAAUUUGUAGCACUGCUGUCCAUGGCAAAAGGCCAUCAGUAGCAGCAGCGUCGUCAUGUCGAGAGCACUCGUUUUUCAUAGAUAUGAGAUUUGAAUCACUACGUUACGUUAGCCGAGUUUUUUGUUCGUAUGAUUGUUCCGCACAUCCCCUUGAGGGUGAAUGAAACUUGUCGUUGCAUACUCUUUGCGGAAUCCAACUUUGUUUUGUAUCGGUCCGUGUUGUCCAUCAAGUUGAAGCACAGAGCGUAGCACCAACCAGCUUCAAAAUGCUUGGGAAAUGGUGGUGGAGAACGGGCUAAAUCAAAGAAUCCGAAUGUAUUAGAAGACUGCCCGCGGCCUUCGCUGUCAAAGAGUAUUUUUUACGUGUCUCACGCACAACUCUUUAGCUGCCCAAAGGCAAAUGUAUUUUGAGUCGAAAUUAAGUUGCUACGCAUAGCGUCCAGCUUUUCGUUCCAGGAGGUUGGACAUUGACCUUU